CUCGGAAGAUGAUGCCAAAGAACUCCAAGGCCGGGAGAAGUUGAUGCAGGACUUAGGGCAUUUAUAACGCGGCUUAGGGUUUCAUUUGGCGCAUGAAAUUCGAGGUGAUUCGGACACUGUGCUCCUCGGACUAACACAAUGGAUCCCUAUUCCCUGAGUGUCGAGCGUGAGGCUUCGAAGAACAUUGAGGAAAAUGAGAGGGAAUGCUUUAAGGAUGCGAUCGUAUCAAGCAGGAGCCUUAAUAAGGGCUUCGUGGAGCCCGUUCUGAUAAAAAAUGUCGUGCCGGAGAUCGCUUCCUGUAUCAUCGCCGCGAGUUUCCACAUCGCAGUCGGACUCAGCAUGGCUUAUUCGGCGGUUUUGAUUCCACAUUUGGAGGACAAGAAUUCGGACGUCUACGGGACCGAGACCGAGACAUCUUGGAUAGCCAGUAUGGUGGUUAUCAGCACGCCCUGUGGGGCCAUACUGGGCGGGUUCCUGAUGGAGGCCAUCGGAAGAUUGAAGACCCUACAAGUAGGAGCUAUUCCUUGCGCAGUUGGCUGGAUCCUAAUAGCUCUGGCGACGAACAUCCCGAUGAUCCUAGUGGGGAGGUUCCUGACGGGAUUCGCGACGGCCCUGGCGAUAUCCCCGGCGAUCGUCUACAUCACAGAGGUGGCCAGGCCGGAGCUCAGGGGAUCCUUGAUGUCCUUCGGCCCAACUUUGGCGUCCUUCGGGAUGCUCCUCAUCUACGCGAAAGGCGCCUACUUGUCCUGGAGGCUGGCGGCGUGGCUGAGCAUCAUCUACGCGGUGGUCCCCGUAGUCCUCGUCCAGGCUUUCGUCCCCGAAUCUCCGGUCUGGCUCGUCUCCAGAGGCCGCAUCGAGGAAGCCAGGAAGGCCCUUGAGUGGUUUUACAAGUCGGACGCUAAGCAGGGCAAGAUUUCCGCAGCGGAGGCCCAGUUUACGACGAUCAUGAAAGAGAACGAAAUAAAGCUGAGCGACCAAAGGAGGAGCAAACAUGGCGGCCUCUCGACGAAGCUCAGGGCGUUCCUCAAGCCCACCGGCUGGAAACCGAUGUGCAUCCUCUUCUUCUUCUUCCUUUUCCAACAGUUCUCCGGCAUCUACAUCACCCUCUUCUACGCCGUCACCUGGUUCCAGGAAGUCGGGGCAGGGAUGGACUCGUAUCUGGCCUCGAUCCUGGUAGGUCUAACCCGAUUCCUCUGCUCGAUGGUGAACACUUGGCUCCUGAGACGCUACAAACGAAGACCUCUCUGCAUAAUCUCUUCCCUGGGCAUGGCAGCGUGCAUGAUCGUUUCCGGGUACUUUACUCUGCAAGUGAAGAAAGGGGACACCAGCGGGAACUGGGUUCCAGUGGCUUGUCUGCUGCUGUACGUGUGCACGUCCAUGGUGGGGAUGCUCACGAUUCCCUGGACGAUGACCGCCGAGCUCUUUCCAUCGGAGAUCCGGGAGCUCGCCCAUUCCAUCAGUUAUUCCAUGGCAAACGUACUUAUGUUCGCCGCGAUCCAGAGCUAUCGAGGACUGACCGUAUUUCUCGGAGGUAAGGAACCUGCAGAGUCCUUUUUAUCACCCACUUCGUGGAGAGAAAUGGCACAUCUCUUUUGAUAACUUUAUCACAAC
Messenger RNA from Orussus abietinus, 1611 nucleotides. RefSeq names its product facilitated trehalose transporter Tret1. Gene Ontology annotation, biological process: transmembrane transport. NCBI's taxonomy places the organism in Eukaryota, Metazoa, Arthropoda, Insecta, Hymenoptera, Orussidae. Gene Ontology annotation, molecular function: transmembrane transporter activity. The record is from RefSeq and is a predicted model, not a curated record. Gene Ontology annotation, cellular component: membrane.